Molecule: messenger RNA, 3368 nt
Organism: Brassica oleracea var. oleracea
Lineage: Eukaryota; Viridiplantae; Streptophyta; Magnoliopsida; Brassicales; Brassicaceae
Product: subtilisin-like protease SBT6.1
Exons: 10
Coding region: 53-3199 (1048 amino acids)
Biological process (GO): proteolysis
Cellular component (GO): Golgi apparatus
Molecular function (GO): serine-type endopeptidase activity
Source: RefSeq, a predicted model, not a curated record
UGUUGGUUCAUCAUUGUGCAGCGACCAGAACAUCAAAACUACCAUAGGAGUGAUGCACUUUUUCCAGCGACGGCAUGUGCGUCAGCGAAUCUCGCCAUCAAACCCUAAUCCAACCAUCGCCAUGAAGAUGCUCCUCGCAGAAGCUUCUUCAUCCGCUUGCAGAUCCUACAUCCUCGUCGUUCUCCUCUCCGUUUUCCUCUUCUGGCGGCUCCGUCUCAACCCGCAGAACGCAACUCGCUCCGAAUCCGAGACUGCGACGCACACAAACUACAUAAUCCGAUUCAAGCACUACAAGCCGGCGGAAACUCAUCGGAUUUACCUCGAAUCGGAGGUCCGAUCCGGCGGUUGGGGGUGGAUCGAGAGGGAUAACCCGGCGGCGAAGUAUCCGACGGACUUCGGCGUUCUAUGGAUCGAGGAGAGCGGGAGAGAGGCCGUCGUUGGAGAGAUUGAGAGGCUGGCGAUGGUGAAAGACGUGAGCGUUGAGUUUAGGUACCAGAGAGUUUUGCUGGGAGGAUCUUUUCUCGACGGGGAGAAGCGUCCGGGGAAGAUCUUCACUUCCAUGUCUUUCGAAGGAGGUGCUGAUCACUCUGCCAAGGCGGCUCCUAGUAACGCCACGUCACGGCGUCUUCUUGCUCAAAAGACUCAAGUGACGUCCAUGUUUGGAGCAGAUGUUCUCUGGAAGAAAGGGUACACUGGUGCUAAAGUCAAAAUGGCUAUAUUUGAUACUGGAAUUAGAGCUGACCAUCCUCAUUUCCGUAACAUCAAGGAGCGUACAAAUUGGACAAAUGAGGACACUUUGAAUGACAACCUGGGGCAUGGGACAUUUGUUGCGGGUGUUAUUGCUGGUCAAAAUUCAGAGUGUCUUGGUUUUGCCUCAGACACGGAGAUCUAUGCCUUCCGAGUGUUCACAGAUAACCAGGUAUCGUACACCUCAUGGUUUCUUGACGCUUUCAAUUAUGCCAUAGCAACAGAUAUGGAUGUAUUGAAUUUGAGUAUUGGGGGACCGGACUACUUAGAUCUGCCUUUUGUAGAGAAGGUAUGGGAAAUAACAGCCAGCAAUAUCAUUAUGGUGUCAGCAAUUGGAAAUGAUGGGCCACUUUACGGAACGUUAAAUAAUCCAGCUGACCAGAGUGAUGUCAUUGGUGUCGGUGGUAUUGACUAUGAUGAUCACAUAGCUUCAUUUUCAUCUCGUGGGAUGAGCACCUGGGAGAUUCCUCAUGGAUAUGGCCGUGUCAAACCAGAUGUGGUUGCAUAUGGCCGUGAAAUUAUGGGGUCCAAGAUUAGCACUGGUUGUAAAAGCUUGUCUGGAACAAGUGUGGCCAGUCCUGUUGUUGCUGGUAUUGUUUGCCUUCUUGUAAGUGUUAUUCCUGAAGCUAGUAGGAAGGACCUGCUUAAUCCAGCAAGCAUGAAGCAGGCGUUGGUUGAAGGUGCUGCUAAGCUUUCGGGUCCUAAUAUGUAUGAGCAGGGUGCAGGAAGAGUUGAUCUAUUAGAAUCAUAUGAAAUUCUAAAGAGCUACCAACCCCGAGCAAGCAUUUUCCCGAGCAUUCUUGACUAUAAUGAUUGUCCAUAUUCCUGGCCCUUUUGUCGUCAGCCACUAUACGCGGGUGCUAUGCCUGUCAUUUUCAACACGACAAUUCUAAAUGGUAUGGGUGUCAUUGGCUACAUUGAAGGUCCACCAACAUGGCAUGCUGCAAACGAGGAAGGAAAUCUUCUGAGCAUUCACUUUAAGUACCCAGAUGUCAUAUGGCCCUGGACUGGCUAUCUAGCUAUACACAUGCAGAUCAAGGAAGAAGGUACACAAUUCACAGGUGAAAUAGAGGGUAAUGUAACUGUGAAAGUCUAUAGCCCACCAGCCCCUGGAGAAACUGGGCCUAGAAGAAGCACUUGCACUCUUCAGUUGAAACUGAAAGUUAUUCCCACCCCACCACGAGCGAAACGUAUAUUGUGGGAUCAAUUUCACAGCAUUAAGUAUCCUCCAGGGUAUAUUCCAAGAGACUCUCUGGAUGUCCGCAAUGACAUUCUUGAUUGGCAUGGUGAUCACCUGCAUACAAACUUUCACAUCAUGUUCAACAUGUUACGUGAUGCUGGGUACUAUAUCGAGACUCUUGGUUCUCCCCUUACAUGUUUCGAUGCUCAGCAAUAUGGAACUCUUUUGAUGGUUGACCUUGAAGAUGAAUACUUUCCAGAAGAAAUUGAAAAACUCAGAUAUGAUGUCAUCAAUACAGGACUGGGUCUAAUUGUGUUUGCUGAGUGGUAUAAUGUUGAUACCAUGGUGAAAAUGAGGUUCUUCGACGAUAACACACGCAGUUGGUGGACUCCAGUCACCGGAGGUGCAAAUAUUCCCGCACUGAAUAAUCUUCUUGCGUCAUUUGGAAUUGCGUUUGGAGACAAGAUUCUGAAUGGGGAUUUCAGUAUUGACGGUGAGCAGAGUCGAUAUGCUUCUGGAACGAACAUUGUCAGGUUUCCUGCUGGUGGGUUUAUGCACAGUUUUCCUUUACUGGACAGCUCUGAGAGUGGUGCCACACAGAAUCUGCUGCUAACAGGGUCCUCGAAGGAAGACCCUGCUGUUCUUGGGCUUUUGUCGAUUGGUGAUGGCCGAGUUGGUGUAUAUGGAGACUCAAAUUGCCUGGACAGUAGCCACAUGGUCACCAACUGCUACUGGCUCCUGAAGAAAAUGCUAGAUUUCACCAGUUCAAACAUCAAAGACCCUGUGCUUUUCUCGAAGUUUUCUAAGAGAUAUUCACCCGUAACCACAGACGAGAAGCAACUGCCGUCUCGAAGAACUGAUGUGAAUUUUUCGACAUACUCUUCUGUAAUCGGAAAGGAGCUAAUCUGUCAGGGCGACUCCAGAUUUGAAGUAUGGGGGACUAAAGGAUAUAACUUACACGUUAGAGGAAGGAACCGUAGAUUGCCCGGUUAUCGUGGCAUUGAUCUAGGUCGAGGCUUGAAUUCCACAGUGGAGAAUACAAGACCUGCACGUUAUAGAUCAGCCAGGGAAGAAGGUGAGCUUAGUUCUUCCAGGAGCAAGUAUCUGGGAGGCCUAUUCAAUAGAGACGAGAUUGACACGUCAUUUCUUGUUGCUACUCGCUGGAUAGUACCUGCUGGUGUUGCAGCUAGUGGAGUUCUAGUGCUACUAAGCAUAUGGAGGAUCCGGCAGAAGAAGCGUAGGAGGAGAAGAGCAUCUGGAUCUAAUCGUUAGCCUAGCAUAUAGCCGUGUCUAGGACCAGUCGAUUUUGCCUGCGUAGAGCUUCAGUUUAAUUUUCUGUAGCUUUUUUCUUACUGUCAUUUACACUGGCCACAGAAAUGUAAUUUCACUUUUAACAUUUCUACAGCUGGGAAUUUUUCAAGAAAUUAGUUUUCGAAAACCU